AGCCGCCAUAUUGUUUCUGUUUCUAUACCGGCGUUCUCCUUGGAUGUUCUAUUUAUUCCUUGCAUUUUUCUCCCCGUCGUCCGUUCGCCGUCUGUAGCCGCCGUUCUUCUAUGUACCCUGAGCUGUGUAAACCCUAAACAGCAACGAUGGCCACCCGCAACUGGAAUCUGGAGUGCAAGGUAUAUGUUGGAAAUCUUGGCAACAGUGCUGCCAAGAAUGAGAUUGAAGAUGCCUUCAGCAAGUACGGGAAUCUGCGCAACGUGUGGAUUGCGCGCAACCCUCCCGGCUUUGCAUUUGUGGAGUUUGAGGACCCACGGGAUGCUGAGGACGCAGUGCGAGGACUGGACGGAACUCGGCUGUGCGGCGAGCGGGUCCGUGUGGAGAUGUCUUCCGGCAAGAGCCGCAGCCGCGGCGGUAUGCGCGGCGGCGGCGGCGGCUACGGCGGUGGUGGUUUCGGUGGCAGGAGGUCGCCGGGCCGUCGCUCCAUCUCGCCGCGGCGCCGGUCACGCAGCCGCAGCCCGCGUGGUUCGCCCGUCUACGACCGCUACAGGAGGCAGGUCCAGGAGCCGCGACUGAAGAGGUCCGCCGCCACCGACACUGGCCGCUGUUGUCACCGUUUGACGCCCCCGGAUGACGCCGGCACCCCCCCCCCUUACCCCCUCCCCAGCGCCGCCCAUAUCCCCCCCCCCGCUUCUGAAGCGUGUGCGCUCAGAGGCCGGCCACGAGCCCUGCAGAAUAUCAGCUGUCUAUGAUCUGGCUGGUGGUGUAAUUUGCAUGACUGAGGAGUUCAGCUCACGGUAGGGGUUUGUGGCAUUCCAUAUUUCAUCUGAGAUCGUGACGUCGGUGCAUGAACGUCAGAAAUACACGUUCAGCGAUUUU
Amphibalanus amphitrite is the source of this 879-nucleotide messenger RNA. Its product is annotated as RNA-binding protein 1-like. Lineage: Eukaryota; Metazoa; Arthropoda; Thecostraca; Balanomorpha; Balanidae. The record is from RefSeq and is a predicted model, not a curated record. Gene Ontology annotation, cellular component: nuclear speck. Gene Ontology annotation, molecular function: RNA binding. The coding region runs from base 147 to 752 and encodes 201 amino acids. Gene Ontology annotation, biological process: mRNA splicing, via spliceosome. The transcript has 5 exons.